AUGAAAAGUCAAACAAAGAAAAGACGAACAACAUACCACUCAAACACCACAUCGCAUUCUUCCCAUUCUAGACUUAGCCAUGACAGAGGUACACAGUCUAGUGCAUCAUACAACCCUCCUUCUAGCUCUCGAAGAUCCCCCAUAUUGAGGCAACCACUGUUCAAUGAUUCCCGAGGCUAUCUACCUGGUAGCCCGAUCCAACAGCUCACUGAUGACGAUCUUGAUCAAGUGAUAGUAGCCGUUGAUAUGAGAGAAUCCGGCACUGUGGGUUGUUCAUAUUAUUCGGCACAGGAAGAGACACUUUAUUUGUUAGGAGACAUGCAAUUGGCUGGCACCGAGAUCCUUGAUAGCCUGGUCCUUCAGACUAAGCCUACUGCACUCCUACUUUCACCGCGAGUCGACUAUCUCUGUUCACAAGACACAAACGAGUGUGGGCAAGGAAACAGUAGUCAAUCUUACCUUCCCUAUCAGCUUGAUGUUCGUCCAUCCCAAGAAUUUAGCUACCUCAAUGCGAAGAACAAGCUAGUGGCAUUGGAGAUAUCUUCGGAACACGAGCAACGCAUCAGGUUCCUCGUACCCCACAAUGGACUAAUUGAUACUGAGCAGAUGGACACCGAGAGUCUGGAUUUUACCUUACAGGAUGGCAGGUUCUUACACAUUCCCAGUUCGAUCGACAUGGAGAAUCAAGUGACGAUUGGCUGUGCAGGUGCCGUUCUCACUCACCUUCAAAGGCGAAGGGCAACGGUCAUGCCUGCUUCCAGUGAUGAGACUUCAUCAUACUUCCAGGUGCGCUCUGUCGAAAUGCUCAGCUUACAAGGAACCAUGUUUCUGAGUGGAAGGACAUUGUUAGAACUUCAAAUAAUGGAGUCGGAGUCCCAUCCAAGUAUGGUCAAUCAGGGACCAGGAAAAAAGUCAUCCUCCUCGAAGGAGGGCCUUUCGCUAUACGGUUUAUUCCAACGCUUUGCCUAUAGCCCCCAGGGACGACACCGACUUAAGCAGAUUUUCCUCCGCCCAAGUAUUGACAUAGAUGUCAUACGCGAACGCCAUGCUUUUAUUGGCGUAUAUCUACGGCCGGAUAAUUAUAAUCCGCUAAACAAACUUACGAAGAGUCUCAAACAUAUUAAAAACCUCCGUCCCGUGAUGAUCAACCUUCGAAAAGGAAUAAGUACCGGAAGUGGGAAACUAACGGGCUUCAAGAGUACAGUAUGGGCCACAUUGCUAGCAUUUGCUUUCUACGGUAUUGAUAUUCAUGAUGCCCUCAAGGAAACUGCCUCCGGGAACGAACUACCGUUGCUUCAGAAAGCUCUUUGGGUUUUGGAAGAGGCUCAGCUAUACAGAGUCGAUAUUGAUAGCACUGAGGAGCAGGGUAGGACGGUGGUAAAGCCGGGACUAGACAGGGAACUUGACAAGAUGAAAGACAGCUAUGAUGGUUUAAGCAGUUUGUUGAAGCAAGUUGCAAUAGAUAUUGCGAGUACCAUCCCGGAAAGCCUUGACAUUGAUGUGAAUGUGAUAUACUUCCCCCAGCUUGGCUUCAAUAUCGCAAUACCGCUGAACGAUAGGGGCGAGGCAACCUUCACUGGCUCCGAUGAUGAAUGGGAACUCAUUUUUGUCACAGAGAACCGGGCAUACUUUAAAGACUUUAGGAUGAGGGAGAUGGACGAGAAAUUGGGUGAUAUUUAUGGGCUAAUAUGUGAAAAAGAGAUUGAGAUUGUCUAUGAGCUAGCACAAAAAGUGCUUCAAUAUGAGAAAGUGCUUCUUGAGGCGUCAGAUAUAUGUGGUCACAUUGAUAGCCUCCUUGCCAUGUCACAGGCAGCAAGUUUCUAUAGGCUGACCCGCCCCAAAUUAGUGCGCGAAAAUGUAAUCAGCAUCAAAGGAGGCCGUCAUAUUCUCCAAGAAUUGACUGUCUCAUCAUAUGUACCAAACGAUACCCUUUUAGUUGGUGGGAAGCUGGGUGCAUGUGCUCCAUGUUCUUCAUCAAAACCCCAAACAGCUCUCGAAACAUGGGGGAGUCAAAGCAUGUUGCUAUUAACAGGCCCGAAUUACUCCGGAAAGAGCAUUUAUAUGAAGCAGGCAACCGAAAGUGUCGAAAUGGGGAUAACAGAUAAGAUACUCGUCAAAUCUAAUAGCCAAGAUAGUGUCUCCCAGAUCCAGAGCACAUUUAUGAACGAUCUACAACAAAUAUCGUUUGACUUAAAGCAGAUGACCGAACGCAGCCUGUUGAUAAUAGAUGAGUUUGGCAAGGGUACCAGCGAGAGCGAUGGUAUCGGGUUAAUCUGCGGGAUUCUUAACCACUUACUUAUAGCCGAGAAUGCGCCGAAGGUUAUUGCUGCAACACAUUUCCAUGAGAUACUCGAGAAUGAGUUUCUCAAGCCAGGACCCCGGCUGCUGCUCGGUCAUAUGGAGGUUCAGGUUUGCGAAGAAUCCUGCAAAGCGGAAGAUCAAAUCACAUAUCUAUAUAACUUCCACCUAGGCCGGAGCGAUAAGAGCUAUGGACCAAUUUGUGCGGCACUGAACGGAAUCAACGAGACGAUCGUAGAACGGGCAAAUGAGCUUGCAUCUCUCGCUGUUCGUGGAGAAAACCUGACAGCCGCUUGUGCCAUGUUGUCAGCGGAGGAAAUACACGCUUUGGAAGAAGCGGACAUGCUUGCGAGAAGAUUUCUAGGUUUAGACCUGUCAACGGAAGGGAGCGACGAAGCUACUGGGGAGGAAAGGGACUCGAACAGAGGUUUUAUCAUAUGA
Molecule: messenger RNA, 2739 nt
Organism: Aspergillus pseudonomiae
Lineage: Eukaryota; Fungi; Ascomycota; Eurotiomycetes; Eurotiales; Aspergillaceae
Product: MutS family protein MSH5
Exons: 17
Coding region: 1-2739 (912 amino acids)
Biological process (GO): chiasma assembly; mismatch repair
Cellular component (GO): nucleus
Molecular function (GO): ATP-dependent DNA damage sensor activity; ATP binding; mismatched DNA binding
Source: RefSeq, a predicted model, not a curated record